Saccharomycopsis crataegensis is the source of this 1026-nucleotide messenger RNA. RefSeq names its product Arc35p (gene ARC35). The coding region runs from base 1 to 1026 and encodes 341 amino acids. Gene Ontology annotation, cellular component: actin cytoskeleton; Arp2/3 protein complex. Gene Ontology annotation, biological process: actin filament polymerization; Arp2/3 complex-mediated actin nucleation. Lineage: Eukaryota; Fungi; Ascomycota; Saccharomycetes; Ascoideales; Saccharomycopsidaceae. Gene Ontology annotation, molecular function: actin filament binding; structural constituent of cytoskeleton. The transcript has a single exon. The record is from RefSeq and is a predicted model, not a curated record.
AUGUUGAACUUGGAGAGCUCGAAUUUGUCACUUGAGAAAACCCUCAGGGAACUCUUCACCACCGAAAAGCUGGUGUCAAUCGAUAGAAUUGUCUCCGAUUUCGAUAACACCCUUUUCCAUAUCUCGACCCCUGAUCCCGCAGAAAAGACCAAGAUUGUGUUGUCAAUAUUCUUGAAAUGUUAUAACGACUUGGUCAAAUACGGGGAUGUUGACAGUUACUUGCGCAAUGCCUAUAAUGACUCCCAAUGGUACACGGUGUUGGACCAGCCGGAAGACGGGUACAAUUUCUCGAUUUUUAUCGAUCUACAACAAAUAUCCACCACGGUGUUGGCAUCGCCAGAAGAAAUGGAAUCUUUGAUUGCCAAACUCAGUCUUCUUAAAAGAAACGCCCUUGCCGCGCCAUUCGAUGUGGCGUUCAAAAGAUACGACGUGUUGGCACAAGAGGCUGCGGUUAAGAAUGUCGAUUUAUACGUCCCUGAAGAAAACUCCGAGGAAGCUACUUCGGUGAUCAAUUAUCGUGAAGACGAAACCAUUUAUAUCCGCCCAUCCCAUGAUAGAGUCACAGUGAUCUUCACCGCGUUGUUCAAAGAUGAAACCGACAAAAUUUUUGGUAAUGUGUUUUUACAAGAGUUUGUCGAUGCCAGAAAAAGAUCGAUCCAAAACGCCCCGCAAGUGUUGUUUUCUCCGUAUGAACCACCUUUGGAGUUACGUGGCUUGCCAGAGUUCCAAAACUUCAAUUAUGGCCAGCAAUCAGCAACUUCAAAAUACGACAAGGGGUUUGUCACUUUUGUGUUGUUCCCUCGUCAUUUGGUGCCACAAAAGAGAGAAAACACCAUCACCCAAAUCCAAUUGUUCAGAACAUACUUCCACUACCACAUCAAGGCAUCCAAGGCCUACUUGCAUUCAAGAAUGAGAAAGAGAGUAUUAGAAUAUCUCAAGAUCUUGAACAGAGCCAAACCAGAUCAAGAAGAAAAAGAUAUUGAGAGAAAGACUGCUAGCGGUAGAAGAUUUGUGCAAAGAAUUUAG